GAGUGGAAUAUUACUGCAUAUACCCGAGAAAUUUGUGAAUUAUGAGCAUGCAUGUAGGGUUUUGUGUAAUUGUGUUGCAUACUGGUGCACUUGGUUAAGUUUGUUUUCAUAUUGGGCAAUUUAUUGCUUCAGAUUUUGAUUUUUAAUCGAUGUGAUAUAAGUCUUGAAGUUGUUUGUGCCUUUGAAUCUAUUUGAGCUUUGUGUUUAGUUGUUAAAUCUUUAUUUUUUUGUAAUAAACUUUCUUGGUUUCUCUGAGGUGCGGAUUUCUGGGAUAUGGGUUGCAAGUGUGUUAGUGACUGGUUUUGAUUAGGUAAUUAUUGAUUAAACUUCAUUUUGGUAAUCUGAAAGAAGUUGGAACAAUUAAUGCCUUCUUAUUGAAAAAAACAAAAAGGUUCUCGCACUAGUGGUGAACCCAAAGAAUAGCAAAAGAUUUAUUGAGUUCACCGCGAAGGGAGUUCCAUUUUUUAAGUGAGACACCUUGACAAGUUUAAGAACCAUUGGUAACUUACUUUUGAGUCAAGAUCAACUCUGUGCUGUUGGCUUUUAAGAUUUUGAUUUUUGAGCAUAAAAGUUUUUGUCCAACAUCAAUGACAAGUUUCCAAGUUUUCCUGAUUGAAAGCUAAUAGAAUGAACAGAAAAUAGCAAUUAUUAAAUAUUAGAUAUUUGCAACUUGCUCUUGAGAGUGCAGAGAACUGGAGUUGGCUAAAGAUAUGUGUGAAAACUCCCAGCUCUUUUGCAUGCCAUGCAAAUCUAGCUAUACGUAUAAUUUUAAUUUUCUCAUUCCCUUUAGCGUAAGGUGUUUCCCUUUCUCUCUCUUAUAUGGAGUAUCUUCUAGAAGUUAUGUGGAUUCUUUGGCUUUUUAAUCUCUAUUACACCUCAAUAGGUGUCUGGUGUUUGCUGUUGUGAAAUUUGUUAUAGGUGUCUGGUGUUUGCUGUGGUGAAAUUUGUUAUGGAAUGUACAAGUAAUAUGGAACCUAUAUAUAUUAGGCAACCUGGAGAUAUAUAAGGAUUUGAGUAGAUAGUCAUUUGGAUACUUGUUUCCUUAUUAGAAGUCUUCUAGCAUGUAUUUAUAGCAUGUAUUUAUAGGGUUGUGUAUUCUCUUCUCUAAUAUACAACUUAUUCAGAAAUUCCUUUACUUCCCUAACAUGGUAUUAGAGUCUUUAAGAUAAUUUUUUUUCGCUCCGUUGUCAUCACCCCUGACCUAGGGAGGAGCGCCGGUGUCUGGAAAUUUUGAUGACGUUCUGACCAGCGUGUGAGCCUCACGCACCGCCAUCCUCUGCUGCCACUCUCCCACGCGCCGGCGUGUGAGGCUCCUCUAGCGACUGGAUAACCUUUUGGUCAAGGAAAUAAAAUAUCCCUGAGUUUCCCUGCAAGUGCACAGAGGCAAAAUGGAUCAGCAUGGAAACGGACAGCCACCACCAGGUAUGGGGGUAGUGACUACCUCUGCUUCAAUGCCAUAUGGUGCUCCCUCAUUCCAAGCUAACCAAAUGACAGGGCCACCCCUUGCUACAUCUGUUGGUCCUAUUCAAUCUCCACAAAAUGUAGGUCUUCCCGCCUCUUCAUCUCAGAUGGCACCACAUCAGCUCGCAUAUCAGCACAUACACCAACAGCAGCAACAACAGUUGCAGCAACAACUUCAGGGUUUCUGGGCAAAUCAAUACCAAGAAAUUGAACAGGUUUCUGAUUUCAAGAACCAUAGCUUGCCGUUGGCAAGGAUCAAGAAAAUCAUGAAGGCAGACGAAGAUGUUAGGAUGAUAUCAGCAGAAGCACCUGUUGUUUUUGCCCGGGCUUGUGAGAUGUUUAUCCUUGAGCUGACACUGCGUGCAUGGAACCACACAGAGGAGAACAAAAGGAGGACACUUCAGAAAAACGACAUUGCUGCAGCCAUUACAAGGACUGACAUCUUUGAUUUCCUGGUUGACAUUGUGCCAAGAGAGGAUUUGAAAGAUGAGGUGCUUGCAUCAAUCCCUAGAGGGACCCUUCCUGUUGGAGGACCUGCAGAGCUUCCAUACUACUACAUGCAAGCACAAUCUGCUCCUCAGGUUGGAACCUCAGGGAUGUAUAUGGGUAAGCCAGUGGAUCAAGCUCCUUAUGGGCAGCAGCCUCGUCCCUACAUGGCUCAGCCAAUGUGGCCUCAGCAGCAGCAGCAACCACCAUCCGACUCAUAAGCAGGAGUUAGGAACCGGGAUGAAAUAAUAUUACUACCUGAGCACUGGACACAUCAUUGAGCAAGCAGGCUGCAUAGUAUAAAAGUGAAUAUAGGCUGGAAAAUGAAGCACCCAGCUUCCUGUUGUUUUUUUUAUAGUGUAGCUCAAUCUGGCAUGCAAUAAACUAUAUGCCUUCUAUCAUGUAUAUUUUAAUUUAAAAGUGAAAAAGAAUGUUGUUAAGGUUGUAAUAUUGUGAGAUAUAAGUAAUGCCAAAUGUUUAGGUUGUUUUGUGCCUC
This is a messenger RNA of Ipomoea triloba (trilobed morning glory), 2443 nucleotides long. RefSeq names its product nuclear transcription factor Y subunit C-9-like. The coding region runs from base 1389 to 2168 and encodes 259 amino acids. Lineage: Eukaryota; Viridiplantae; Streptophyta; Magnoliopsida; Solanales; Convolvulaceae. The record is from RefSeq and is a predicted model, not a curated record. Gene Ontology annotation, biological process: regulation of DNA-templated transcription. Gene Ontology annotation, molecular function: DNA binding; DNA-binding transcription activator activity, RNA polymerase II-specific; protein heterodimerization activity. Gene Ontology annotation, cellular component: nucleus. The transcript has 3 exons.